CGUUCCACUUCAGAACGCAGAGCGACACAUGUCUGUAAAGCUCAGGAAUACCUAUUUCUGAAUGGAUAGUUGUGACUGAAAAUGCUAUUUGUUCUGUUAAGAGCGAAAACACAUAAUACACACCCAGCGUUAUUGUUUAAAACAUAACUACGUAGCAUAAAAGUAUAUACUCCCUUUUUGCUACACAAGGCUGGGUGCCUGCCUAAACCACGCGAGCAUAUCUGCCGGUUUAUAUUUGCAGGAGUGAAUUUGCGCAUUCUGCACCGGUUUCUUGUAUGCUGAGAACAUAAACGUGUCACCAUGAGCUCCCGUCAGUGCAAGAAUUGCGGCUGCACGGACAUUGACAUUGACCAGGCCCGAGGCGAUGCCGUCUGUAUGGGCUGUGGCUCAGUGCUGGAGGACAAUAUCAUCGUUUCGGAGGUGACAUUUGUGGAGAACAGCGGUGGGGGUUCGUCGGCCGUCGGUCAGUUCGUCUCAUCAGAUGGCGCGGCCAAGGCCAUUUCCCUGGGAACGGGGUACCACGCGGGCAUGGAGAAGCAGUCCCGGGCUCAGACGCUGCAGAACGGGAAGCGGCAGAUCAACCACCUCGGCCACCAGCUGCAGCUGAACAAGCACUGCCUGGACACGGCCUUCAACUUCUACAAGAUGGCGCUGAACAGGCAGCUGACGCGCGGGAGGAGGACGCUGCACGUGAUCGCCGCGUGCCUCUACCUGGUGUGCAGGACCGAGGGCACGCCCCACAUGCUGCUGGACCUGAGCGACCUGCUGCAGGUCAACGUGUACGUUCUGGGAAGAACAUUCCUCGUGUUGGCCAGGGAGCUGUGCAUCAACGCUCCAGCAAUAGACCCUUGCCUGUACAUCCCACGCUUUGCCCAGCUGCUGGAGUUUGGGGAGAAGAACCAUGAGGUUUCCAUGACGGCGCUGAGGCUGCUGCAGAGGAUGAAGAGGGACUGGAUGCACACCGGACGCCGGCCAUCAGGGCUGUGUGGCGCAGCCCUGCUGGUCGCCGCCCGCAUGCACGAGUUCCGGCGCACCGUGAAGGAAGUCAUCGGCGUGGUGAAGGUGUGCGAGGCCACGCUGAGGAAGAGGCUGACUGAGUUUGAGGAGACGCCCACCAGUCAGCUGACCAUUGACGAGUUCAUGAAGGUGGACCUGGAGCAGGAGUGCGACCCGCCCUCGUUCACCGCCGGACAGAAGAAGCUGAAGAUGCGGGAGCUCGAGAAAGAAUUGGCCAAGAAGAUUGAUGACGUUCAAGGUGAAAUCUUCUGUUACCAAGACGAGAUCGAGAAUGAGCUGGAGAACAGCCGGCCCAAGCCGAGAGGGAUGUACGCCUGCUCCGGCAACAACGGCUCCCAGGACGACGCCGCGUCCGUCACCCUCAGCCAGUUCGGCGAGGAGGACCUGGAGGACGAGGAGCUGGAGGCGGCCGCCGACCACCUCCGCAAGGUCCUGUACGGCGACGCCCUCCCCAGGCCGCCGGAGGAGGAGGAGGCGGGCGAGGGGGAGGCGCCGGAGCAGCCCCCGCCCUCCCGGCGGCCCUCCCUGGCCUCCCUGCUGGGCCCCCUGCCCACGGCCGCCAGCCUGGGCCUCAGCGAGUCCAUCGAGGAGUGCAUCGACGCCAAGAAGGAGGACGAUGUUACCUCAGAAAACGGAGACUUGGACCUGAGCGGCAUUGACGACGACGAGAUCGAGAGGUAUAUCCUCGAUGACAAAGAGGUUCAGAUUAAGACUGAGCUAUGGAUGAAGCAGAACGCUGACUACUUACAAGAACAGAAAGAAAAGGAAGCUAAGAUAGCAAAAGAGAAGGAGCUGGGAAUCUACAAGGAGCAGAAGCCCAAGAGGUCGUUGAGGAAGCGGGAGCCGAUCCGGGCCAACACGGCGGGCGAGGCCAUCGAGAAGAUGCUGGAGCAGAAGAAGAUCUCCAACAAGAUCAACUACGACGUGCUGCGCGACCUGGACAAGAAGGGCGGCAGCCCCGCCCGGCAGCCCGAGGAGUCGCCGGGCAGCCCUGGCGCCAGGAAGCCGCUGAUCCGACGGAGGCAGGCCAACAGCAGCCCCAGCCUGGCCGCCGCCGUCGGCAACAUGGGCAAGAGGUUACGGCCGUUGAUAUCGGGUCAGCCCAGUAAGAAGCUUGCGAUUGACCAGGCUGCCCUGGGCGGGGCCUCAGCAGGGCCCUCUGACCAACCGCAGUCGGUGCUGGUGGAGAGCGGGCCGGUGGUGUACGAGGACGUGGCGGAGGAAGAAGAGGAAGAGGAGGAAGAGCCCUGUUUCAGUGCCAUGCAGCUAAUGGGUGGCACUGAGUACGGGUGUGAAGGGGAUGACGACGACGGCGGCGGCUUCUAGCGUCCGUGCCUUUGUGCUGCGGUCAGGUGAAGGUCUGCCUCGCCCUGUGGCUCCACGACAGCGAGAGACUGGCACACUGGUGGAGACACUCGGCCGGGUUAGACCCCCGUGUCAUUUUGGACCGGCGUGGGCGAGGAGGAAGACCGCACACGCCAAAGCACCCUUACUCUACGAACAUUUCUGAGCAGCACUUGAUCCCGAAUCGGGCCCGGGCACACGGACGGGGUAUUGGCGGGGAGGGAGGAGUCUUGCGAAGGGGUGGGGUGGCGGGGUGGGGAGGGUGGGGGGUAACGGCGGCGGCGGUACCGAACCGCGGUAGCGGAGCGGUCCGAUUCCCGCCGGAGCCCGCCGCACGGGUGCGGUGCCAGUGUUAAUCAGCAGAAUGGGAGCAUAAACACAUGAAUAAGUAAGAGAGUCAUGAGUAAUUAAGAGUCGCGCUGUCAGAGGCAGACAUGAUGAAUAACCUGUCGCUGCGCGCGCGGGAGCGUCUGAGCAUGUGCUGCAGGCCGCGGCGCCGAGCGGGAGCGACAGAGCGACGCCCGCGCUCGACGGGAGCGCCCGUUCUCUCUUUCCGGUACUUUCUCAGCGGCUAAUGAGGGACGGGCUUUUAUUAGCGCUGCCAUUCACACGCGGGAGCAGUCGCCGCAAACUGAAAAGGGGGGUGGGGGGGGGGCAUGAAAUGGCGACGCGUGAUGGAUGUUCUCGCUUCGUCCUCCAGUAUUUACGGUCGUGGGCGGACCUUGAAGGAACGCGCCUGUUGCGGGACGUGCGCUCGCCACCGAGCGUCUCCAGGCUGGAAGGUCAGUCCAUCCUCCUGGAAGAAAAGACGGUCCGAGAAGGUCCGCCGCCGGCUUGCCUCUUCGCUGCCGCCGUACUUAAAAUGGCCGCCGCCGCCGUGCGGCUCCUCCGCUGUGUCCUUCUCCUCGGCUGUUCCCCAGUGCCUUCCGUUAGCGGUGUAACCUCCCCCUUACCUGUGUCUGAAGCGCUGCAGCGCACUGUGAGCUUACGGUGAGCGUCGCCGUCCCUGUGCGCUACGGCUGGUAGCGCUGCCUCACGCCGCGCGGCUGCCUUACCGAGCGGCCGUCACAGCAGAGUUCAGUUUUUUUAAACCAAAGCAUGACGUCGCCUUAAAAUGGCAGGUGGACUCCCGCUCGCGCUCGGAGUUGUUUACGGAGUCGUUUAUUUUAAUCGAGUUUACGUUGCGUCGUUUAAACCGACCUGACUGCGGCUCAGCCGUCGGCGCCGAGCCGACGCCGCGAGCCGCCGUUUCGAGUGCGCCGUCACGGGCAGAUUUUUUUUGGUUUUUUAAUUGUAUUUUUUUUUUUUUGCUCUUCUCCAGUUGCUGCUGCGAGUUAUUUGAUCACAUAAAUGUGUUCAGACAGUGUUUUCCUGCGCCUGUUGCUGUGCCGAGCCGAUCAGCUAUCUGCAGGGGCAGGGAUCCUUGUGUAAUGUCUUCCCAUUCUGUGUACGCACCUGAAUGAAUGCUAAUGUCUGUUUUGCAUACACACGAUGUGUAGGUUGUGUGUGCAAUAUAUAUAUAUAUAGGGCCCGCGAAUCCAUUCCAUAUGAAUUAUUAUUAUUAUCAUUUUUAAUGAAAUUACCUCUCAAUUGUUGCUCUGUUACAGUGUCAAGGUUAUUUUUUUGUGCUUGCUUCUGGAAUGAAGGGUCUGAAAGGAGAGUCUGUAAAAUAUCGUCUCCUGGUUUAUUCCGUAUGUUGAACGUCACCGCCAUCAGUAUUUCAACAGUGCUAGUCCAGGAACUAGCCCUACGAAAGCUGUCAUUUCUACUGUCUUCUUUAUCGAGCAUGACGCCCAUGACAUUUCAAAUUGUCAUCUCAAUAAACAUCCAUUUCAACAAGCGA
Messenger RNA from Anguilla rostrata (American eel), 4204 nucleotides. Its product is annotated as transcription factor IIIB 90 kDa subunit-like. The transcript is spliced from 19 exons. Gene Ontology annotation, cellular component: transcription preinitiation complex; transcription factor TFIIIB complex; nucleus. The record is from RefSeq and is a predicted model, not a curated record. The coding region runs from base 301 to 2343 and encodes 680 amino acids. Gene Ontology annotation, molecular function: RNA polymerase III type 3 promoter sequence-specific DNA binding; RNA polymerase III general transcription initiation factor activity; TBP-class protein binding. Gene Ontology annotation, biological process: DNA-templated transcription initiation; transcription by RNA polymerase III; transcription preinitiation complex assembly. Lineage: Eukaryota; Metazoa; Chordata; Actinopteri; Anguilliformes; Anguillidae.